Molecule: messenger RNA, 1141 nt
Organism: Aureobasidium subglaciale EXF-2481
Lineage: Eukaryota; Fungi; Ascomycota; Dothideomycetes; Dothideales; Saccotheciaceae
Exons: 2
Coding region: 146-808 (220 amino acids)
Biological process (GO): regulation of DNA-templated transcription
Molecular function (GO): zinc ion binding; DNA-binding transcription factor activity, RNA polymerase II-specific
Source: RefSeq, a predicted model, not a curated record
GUCCACGGAGGCGUCUCCAUCCUUUUGCGUCUGCUCCAUUCCUCGUACUUGCCUCGAUCUCUUUCAUCGGCAAGAAACAAACUGAUCUUGUCAGCGGACCGUCCUCGCGGUACUUUCCUGGAGAAGCAUAAAUUGAGAUGCUACCAUGAAUCAUGCGAUCUUUCUGGAUCAGCCGGUCAGGAUGAACCCUCGGCGCCAGUCCCGGCAAUACCAGGCGGAGUCUGAACCACUGCCGUCUUGGAUACCUCAUGAUUCUUCGACGAAAUCCCCACAGUCGUCGCUGUCGCCCUGGAUGCUGAGCAAGGAGUUUGAUGCGCCUUUGGCGUCGAGAUCUCCGUCAUCCUACGGUCUAGGGAUUUCUCCAUCGAUACUACCGCAUUCUCUGGAGCAAGAACAGCCCAUGGCAGAAGGUCCAGCGGCGUCAUCACCAUCUACAACGUUUGCACAUGAACCGUCUCCAAAAGUAGAUGCCAAGACUCCCACUGUCAAGCAAAGACGGACCACAAAAGCUGCUUGCUCAGCUUGUCGGAAACGCAAAGCAAAGUGUGAUGGCAAACGACCAACAUGCAGCUCUUGCACCGACCUGAAGCGAAAAUGCGAGUAUCUGGCCGAGGAAGGUAUUUCAAGCCAAGCAGCGUCCAGGAAGAGGCUAGAAGGCUACGCUACCGUGCUGAACCUGAUACGGAAGGCCAGCGCUGGAGACUGCAAAAACAUUCUGGACGACCUCCGAGGACCAAAGACAAUGGACAAAGGUGUCAACACUGUGCUUGAGAAGUGGCAGCAAUUCGGGACGAGCGAGACGCAUUGAGAUCCAGAAUAUCGUCUGCAAGCAAAAUAGCAAGCAUUAAUACACAUGGCUUUAUGACCCGACAUCCAAUCAAAGCGGUCACAUGCUACUCGAGUACGAACGCACCAAGUCCGAUUCCCGAUUCAGAUCACAACUGCCAAACCAAAGGAGAUGCGCAGACAAUGUCGAAACUUACGUCCAAGCUAUUCCUUUGAUUCGCUUGGAGUAACAGGAGACUGCGAUACACAACAUGACAUGCAGUCAAAUGCGAGCCCGGUAAUGUGCCGCCGAGCCUCAAGUACUUUGUCGACGCUUUCGAGCGGCAUCAUGUCCGGGGCGAAUAGCAACGGAAGC